AUGGUCUCUGCAGUUCCAAUCCUCAUAGGGACCAACUUCUCAGAAUGGAAAGAGAAAGUUGAGUUCACAUUAGGAGUACUUGAUCUGGAUUUGGCACUUCGUCAAGAUGAGCCAGAUCCAGUGACUGAUGAAAGUACUGAGGAAGAAUAUCAACUCCAUAAAGCAUGGGAGAGAGCGAACAGGCUGAGCAUAAUGUUCUUAAGGAUGACAAUUGCUAGUAACAUUAAGUCUUCCCUUCCGACUGCAGAUAAAGCUAAGGCUUAUCUUGCAGCCAUAGAAGAACGGUUUAAGACUGCAGACAAAUCCCUUGCUGGGAAACUUAUGGCAGAUCUUACAACCAUGAAGCAUGAUGGCACAAGUGUGGAUGAUUCUUUUCUUGUCCAGUUUAUCCUGAAUUCUUUGCCUCCUCAGUAUGGACCAUUCCAGAUCAAUUACAACGCCAUUGAUGAAAAAUGGACGUCUAAUGAAUUGACUAGUAAGUUGGUUCAAGAGGAGUCUAGGCUUGGCCGUGAAGGCAUUAGGGUUGCCAUCAUGUCCAAGGAGCUGGUUUUAAAGCUGGGAAUAGGCAUCAAGUGGGCCAUAAAAGAGCACCACCCAGAAUGA
Messenger RNA from Microthlaspi erraticum, 603 nucleotides. Lineage: Eukaryota; Viridiplantae; Streptophyta; Magnoliopsida; Brassicales; Brassicaceae. The record is from the annotation of a GenBank genome assembly.